Messenger RNA from Colletotrichum tamarilloi, 3204 nucleotides. RefSeq names its product DNA polymerase alpha/epsilon subunit B. Lineage: Eukaryota; Fungi; Ascomycota; Sordariomycetes; Glomerellales; Glomerellaceae. The coding region runs from base 1 to 3204 and encodes 1067 amino acids. Gene Ontology annotation, molecular function: DNA binding. Gene Ontology annotation, biological process: DNA replication initiation; DNA replication. The record is from RefSeq and is a predicted model, not a curated record. The transcript has 7 exons. Gene Ontology annotation, cellular component: alpha DNA polymerase:primase complex.
AUGUCUGUCACCAGCGGCACGUCCAGCAGGCCUCUGAUCCGCAAGCCGGCCCCCCAUGAGGCCGUCUUCUGUAGCGUCUGCAGCCGGAGAUUCCCCAGCUUCGAGGAGCUGAUGGGACACAAGCGCAUGGCGAUGCUGACCGAAGGAACCCACAUCCACUGCGCCAUGUGCACCCGCGACUUCAACAGCCAGGACGCCUUGAACAAGCAUCUUCUGGAGGCACACCCUCAGGAGCAGAGCCUCACCUGCCCCGGCUGUCAGAAGAAGUUUGUCCGGUUGGCUGGGUGGAUGAGACACCUCGAGCAUGACGACUGCCCGGGAAUUCGCCGCGCAGACGUCGACCAGAACCGCGCAAAGAAGCUCACCUUUUCCCAUGAGCUCGAGAAGCGCAGCGGCUCCCAGUUCGGAGACUACUUCCCCGUGUCCCACCCCAGCGUCCAGUCCGCCUUCGAGGCGCAGUCCAACCUCGAUGCCGUAUCCACUGUGGACGCGCAGUCCGAGUUCGACGACAAGGCCUACAUGGCCCAUCCGUCCUUCUUCAAGCCCCAGGACUUUCCCAAUCUGAAGGAUGUCGCUGAGAGCCUGGAGAGCAUCCAGCAGUCGGACGAUGGCAAGAAGACAGUCGUGGACGACGUGAAUAAUCCGUCUCACCGGCUCUUCGAUCCUAGAAAGUACUACAACACCCUCACGCGCAAGUACAAGUGUCCGCAGCCGUCCUGCAAGAAGACAUUCCCCAACAGCGGCGCUCUCAUCACCCACAUGAAGUCAGCGGCCUCGCACUACAAUGCCAAGCUGCAGUGCCCCGGCUGUCUGCGCUACUUCAGGGAUGCGUCGUCCUUGACCGCCCACUCCGAGUCGGAGUCGACCCGAUGCAGCAUCCGCAAGUCCGAAAACUACCGCUCCUACCUUGACCAGCUCACCGGAGGCAUGGCGGACCUCGGCGCCAAGCACAAGGACGGUACUGUUAAGUAUGAGGUCAGCACGGAGGCCGUCGUCAAGUUCGCUCCGUCUCGGAUGGCCAGAACGGCCACGGAGGAUUACAUGGCACAGCAGGAGGCCGAUCGUCAGGAGGACUGGGCUCGCAACAAUAUUGUCUGUCUAGCGGGCAAGAAGCUCGUCCACGAGGUGUCGUCGCAAAACCACGCGCUCGUCGCGUCCCACCUAAAUGUUCCGUCGUCAAACUUCCCGGCGCUCAACUUCACGGCACGUACAACAGCACCAGAAACAAUGGCGGAAGCGGAAUUGAAGGAGUUCUUCACCUCGGGAGACAAGGCUCUUGAGCCUGAAGUUCUCACCGAACUGCAGUCCCUAUUGCGCCUGCACGACCUGUCCGCCGAGGACCUCUUUUACAAAUGGGAGUCCUUCUGCAUCAAGAUGGACAUGGACGCCAUGAACCCCGACAUUGUGCACGUGCGAAACUUCAAAAAGGAUAUCCAGGACGCACUGGAGAAGAGCAACCGACAGCAGACGCACAUUAAGACGGAGAAGCGCAGUCACGGCACCCCGCGAGCCGGAAGAGGCGGCGGCGACGUCUUUGGCAUGCUGGAUGGACUGGUGCCCAGUACGCCGGCUUCAGGGAGGCUGAACAAGCCGAGCAGUCUGCGGAAGAAGACGCAUGAGACGCCGACAAUGUCGCGGGUCAAGGCCGAGAUCCCCUCGAGCUCGCCAGACUACAAGGGCGCCUCCAAGAUGGAGGAGCAGCUCAACGCAAUGUCACUCUCGUUCAACGACCGACAGAACGCCGGCGAGACGGUGGAAGUGCUUAACGACCACCUCGACGCUCCCGAGCCGCCAAUUUGCCCGUACCCCGAACCCCGCAUCAAGUUGACGGCGGCGUCAGACCAGAAGAAGCUGGCGUACAAGCCCCUGGCGAUGAAGUUGUCAGAGGCGUCGGAGAUCCUCGAUGACAGGAUAGACGAGUUUAUGCACAUCAUCCAGGACUACCACAAGCUGGACUUUUCAGAAUUCGGCAACGCGGCGAGCCAGAGCACGACAGAGGUGAUUGCCGUGGGACGCAUCGCCUCGGAUGCGCCAGAGGGAAAGCUGAACGCGGCGUCACUGGUGCUAGAGAUGUCGAGACGGGUGGGCGGUGGUCUGCGAGCGCCCCUUAACAUGCGCAACAAGGGGUACAGCUUCUUCCCCGGCCAGAUUGUGGCCCUCAGGGGCAUCAACACCUCGGGCAACGAGUUUGUCGUCGAGGAUGUGCUUGAAGUGCCUCUUCUGCCCAACGCGGCUUCGACGCCGGCCGCACUGGCUGCGCACCGCGAGAAACUACGAGGCGACCCCGACGCCAUGGACACCGACUCAGACCCGGCGCCCCUCAACAUUCUCUACGCCUCCGGCCCGUACACGGCAGAUGACAACCUCGACUUUGAGCCGCUGCACGCCCUCUGCGACCAAGCCGCCGACACGUACGCGGACGCACUGGUGCUGACGGGGCCGUUCAUCGACAGCGAGCACCCUCUAAUUGCGAUAGGCGACUUUGACCUCCCCGAGGAAGCCGUCAUCGAGCCGGACACGGCCACCAUGUCGACCGUCUUCAAGUACAUGUUCUCCCCGGCCCUGAACCGCCUCGUGUCCGCCAACCCCAGCAUCACCAUCCUCCUCGUCCCCUCGGUGCGCGACGUCAUCGACAAGCACGUCUCGUGGCCGCAGGACUCGGUCCUGAAGAAGGAGCUCGGCCUCCCCAAGACGGCGAGGAUCGUCACCAACCCGAUGACGCUGUCCGUCAACGAGAUGGUCAUGGGCAUCUCGUCGCAGGAUAUUCUCUGGCAGCUGCGGCACGAGGAGCUCGUUGGCGGCCGCCCCGCGGAUCCGUCGCUGUUGUCGAGGCUUAGCAGGUACCUGUUGGAGCAGAGGCACUUUUUCCCGCUCUUCCCGCCGACGGACCGCCAGAAGCUGCCCAAGACGGGGACCGAGGAGGGCAUCCCGCCUGGUGCCAUGCUGGAUCUUAGUUAUUUGAAGCUGGGCGAGAUGGUCAACGUUCGCCCUGAUGUGCUCGUGGCGCCCAGCUUCCUGCCCCCGUUUGCCAAGGUCGUCGAGAGCGUCGUCGUGAUCAACCCGGGCUACCUAUCAAAGAGACGCGGCGCCGGCACGUACGCCCGCCUGACGCUGUUCCCUCCCAAGGCCGACGCGGGCCAGUCCGCGGCCGUGGUAAGCCACGGCGUGUUUGAGCGCGCGAGGGUGGAGAUUAAAAAGAUUUGA